This is a messenger RNA of Saccharomyces cerevisiae S288C, 324 nucleotides long. RefSeq lists its product as uncharacterized. Bases 1 to 324 code for a protein of 107 amino acids. The transcript has a single exon. Gene Ontology annotation, cellular component: mitochondrial membrane. NCBI's taxonomy places the organism in Eukaryota, Fungi, Ascomycota, Saccharomycetes, Saccharomycetales, Saccharomycetaceae. The record is from RefSeq and is marked reviewed.
AUGCUAAUACUGUUACGUUUAUCUGAGGUUUGUGUGAAUUUUGUGAUAAUUAUCGGGAUUCCAUUGUUGAUAGAGGCUUCAAUACUAUGUAUACAGAACAUACUAGAACUUCUCCUCAAGGGUAUAGGGAUCCUCAAAUUUAAUCGGUAUUUGCAUACAAUAAUAUUACGAUUAUUUUUCCUAUCGUUUUAUAUGCUUCAUUUUCCCAUUACAUUAUCAAUUCUUGCAUUUCAGCUUCCAUUAAACUUGCUAACUCUUUCUCAAGCUUCAUUUCAUCUUCCUAGAUCUCAUAUGAUACUAUACCAGCAGCAAGAAUGCUACUAA